Messenger RNA from Drosophila arizonae, 906 nucleotides. RefSeq lists its product as uncharacterized. Lineage: Eukaryota; Metazoa; Arthropoda; Insecta; Diptera; Drosophilidae. The record is from RefSeq and is a predicted model, not a curated record.
CACUCGAUUCAUCACAUUUGCCUUUGCACAUGUCAAAAAUCGAUGUGCGGUGCAUUUGUUGAUUACUAGCAGCCAGUCAUGUCCGAGCAGGUCAGCUACGAGGAGGAGUGCCAGCGAGCAGAGCUGCUGGGUCUGCAGCCGCCGGACAAGGCUGAAUUUGAGCGCAAACGCAGCGCACGGCUCGAACAGCAGCUGGCCGAGCAGGAGGCUGCCGAGGCAGUCAUGCUCGAGCAGCAGGGCGAGUCGCUGCGCGGCGCCGGCGGCAAGCUGGACGAGCUGAACAGCAUCCUGUCCAGCACGCAGCAGCGUCUGAAUCGCUUCAAGCAAACGGCCUGCGGCAGUCUGACAAACAUAUUUACGCGUGGCGGUAGUCUGAGCGGCGCCAGUGGCGCUAGUGCUUCCAUGGAUGUGCCCGGCUACAGCAUGGAGCAGUCAGCCGAGCCGCCGCAGCCGCCCGUGCAAAGGCAGCCCCAGCCCAUGGCACCGCCCACAGCAGCAGAGGUGGCCGCUGCCAAGGCGGCCAAGCGCGCCAUGAUGGACAGCCAGCUGGACAAGCUGGACUCGCUGAUCAACAAGGCCGACAACGCGGAGCUGGCCAUGAGCGAGCAGACGAAGCAGAUGCGACGCAUCGCCAAGUGAAGGAAGAGCAAGAAAUUUGUUGUUUUUGUUGCCUUUUGGGUUCGGGUAACUUAAAAGAAAAGCAUUCGGUUUUAUUUAAUAUACAUAUAAGUGUGAGUACAUAUAUAUAUACAUACAUACAUACAUAUAUGCUAUAUAUAUCUGAACACAUUAGUUGCCCUAAAUCACAAAACAAUUUAACAUAAAGUCGAGAUUUUCAAUCACAAAUGUGCAAAGUUUGUCUUCGCCCUUGAUGCAUAUAUACACAUAAAACUAUAUGGUUUAUAU